UCCUGUUAGUCCGAGCAGGGAGAAGUUCACUCAGAUCAGCUGAUCCUAACUGACAACAGGAGAGGAGGAAGCCCGGGAGGCAGCGAAGGAGGAGGGGGGUGGAGAUGGAGAGGAGGCUGGAUCCACCGGUGCCCUGAGGAACAGCCCCCGUCUCCACCGGCGCCCCGGGGUCCCCCGACGCCGCCUCGCCGCAGCAGAGCUGCUUCGUGGUAUCCUCUGAAAUACUGACUUGAGCUGCAUAAUAUUGAAAAGCUCCUGACCAUUCUCUUUCAUUACCAAAAUCUUGUGUCUGAGGCCCCAUGCAUGCGCCCACCUCAGUGAACCCAUCAGAUCUCUCUCAGAUAGCCAUAACAGACCCUCUCAAGUUAAUUUUAACCACAUAUUUGCCUGCACUUUAUGGAGGAUGAAACUAUCAAACCAAGUCAACGUUGCUGCUGAUUCAGGAGUCUUGGCAGCAGGAAAUUAAAUAUCCGAACAUUUGUAAAUGUGUGAAGAAUUCUAAUAAGACAUCGAAUGUUUUUUUAAAAACAUUUUUUUAAGGGUGUUCAGAACCCUGUGGAGGCUGUGCUCAGUCUUCGGACUCAAGGCCUUUGUCUUCACUUCUGGGGAAAGCCCAGGUACUGUUAUAUGGUAGGUGCUUUCCUUCCCGGUCUGAAUAUGAGUGCGCAGACUUCCCCAGCAGAGAAGGGCCUGAACCCUGGGCUGUUGUGCCAGGAGAGUUACACCUGCAGCGGGACUGACGAAGCCGUCUUCGAGUGUGACGAGUGCUGUAGCCUGCAGUGUCUCCGCUGCGAGGAGGAGCUCCAUCGGCAGGAGCGCCUGAGAAACCAUGAGCGGAUCAGGCUCAAAGCUGGCCACGUCCCUUACUGUGACCCCUGCAAGGGCCCCAGUGGGCAUUCUCCAGGUAUGAAGCAGAGGGCAGUUGUGAGGUGCCAGACCUGUAAAAUCAACUUGUGCCUGGAGUGCCAGAAGAGGACUCAUUCUGGGGGUAACAGAAGGAGGCACCCUGUUACGGUGUACCAUGUGGCUAAGGUCCAGGAGUUGCUGGAGGAAGAAGGGAUGGAUGAGGACACCAAAAGGAAGAAGAUGACUGAGAAGGUUGUGAGUUUCCUCCUAGUAGAUGAGAAUGAAGAAGUUCAGGUAACGAAUGAAGAGGACUUUAUUAGGAAAUUGGACUGCAAACCUGAUCAGCAUCUGAAAGUGGUUUCCAUUUUUGGAAAUACUGGGGAUGGGAAGUCUCAUACCCUCAACCACACUUUCUUUUAUGGCCGGGAAGUCUUCAAAACCUCCCCUGCCCAGGAGUCCUGCACUGUGGGAGUGUGGGCAGCAUAUGACCCAGUCCACAAAGUAGCAGUGAUAGACACAGAAGGGCUCUUGGGGGCUACAGUGAACCUAAGCCAGAGAACACGGCUGCUGCUUAAGGUCCUGGCCAUCUCAGACCUCGUCAUCUAUCGAACUCACGCAGACCGGCUGCACAAUGACCUCUUCAAGUUCCUUGGGGACGCCUCAGAAGCUUACCUGAAGCACUUCACCAAGGAGCUCAAGGCUACCACUGCCCGCUGUGGCCUGGAUGUCCCCCUGUCCACCCUGGGCCCUGCUGUUAUCAUUUUCCACGAGACUGUGCAUACUCAGCUGCUAGGCUCGGAUCACCCCUCUGAGGUGCCCGAGAAGCUCAUCCAGGACCGGUUCCGGAAGCUGGGCCGCUUCCCUGAAGCCUUCAGUUCUAUUCAUUACAAGGGAACGAGGACAUACAAUCCUCCCACAGACUUUUCUGGUCUUCGACGUGCUUUGGAGCAACAACUAGAGAAUAACACCACCCGUUCUCCCCGACACCCGGGGGUCAUCUUCAAAGCCCUGAAGGCCCUGAGCGACCGCUUCAGCGGUGAGAUCCCCGAUGACCAGAUGGCACACAGCUCCUUUUUUCCAGAUGAGUACUUCACCUGCUCUGUCCUGUGCCUCAGCUGCGGGGCUGGAUGUAAGAACAGCAUGAAUCAUGGGAAAGAAGGAGUACCUCAUGAAGCCAACAGCCGCUGCAGAUACUCUCACCAGUAUGACAACCGGGUUUUUACCUGCAAGGUGAGUCCACCCAGCUUCUUCCCUAGCAGCUGGCUUGCCGGCCAUACUCUCCUUUUGGGAAGACUGGCUUGGGACCAUUCUUUGCUGCAUCCCAAAGUAUCUGAUACUCAAAUUGAAUAUCUCUGGAACUUCUCUCCAGCUCUAACCAUAAGAACUCACAUGUCUGUUGCUGGGGACUCCUUGGUUUAUUUUUUUAAGCUUCAAUCCCCCUUAUUUUGUUGAGCUUAUAUAUGCAAGGGCCAUCUACAUUGACUGUCAUUCUUUUCUUUUUUUUUUUU
Delphinapterus leucas (beluga whale) is the source of this 2354-nucleotide messenger RNA. Lineage: Eukaryota; Metazoa; Chordata; Mammalia; Artiodactyla; Monodontidae. The record is from RefSeq and is a predicted model, not a curated record.